Messenger RNA from Ictalurus punctatus (channel catfish), 2111 nucleotides. RefSeq names its product G2/mitotic-specific cyclin-B3. Gene Ontology annotation, molecular function: cyclin-dependent protein serine/threonine kinase regulator activity. The record is from RefSeq and is a predicted model, not a curated record. Gene Ontology annotation, cellular component: cyclin-dependent protein kinase holoenzyme complex; cytoplasm; nucleus. The transcript has 11 exons. Gene Ontology annotation, biological process: regulation of cyclin-dependent protein serine/threonine kinase activity; mitotic cell cycle phase transition. NCBI's taxonomy places the organism in Eukaryota, Metazoa, Chordata, Actinopteri, Siluriformes, Ictaluridae. Bases 332 to 1576 code for a protein of 414 amino acids.
CUGUGGGCGUUGACUUUAAUGACAAAGGGCCAAUCAGCACGGGGCUUAGAGCAGCGUUUAGUUCAAAUUUUGUGUUUUCAGAAUCGUAAGAAUGUGUAAGGAUUAAAUUUCUCACCGAUUUCAAGUUUAAAAUUCUAGAUUGAGAUUUAGAUCCUGUAUCCAGCAGUCGGUCAGAUGAGGUGAGAUGAGAGGUGUGUGUCAGUGUUUAUUCUCAGAGGAACAGCGGUAGUAACGGCUGCAGUGUAAACACACGGGUGUGUGUGUGUGUGAGGUUUCAGACUGAAGGAUAAAUUUCACAGAGAACUGAAAGAUCGGUGUGUGAUUAGACAUCAUGCAGAGCAGAACACACUGCUGUAAGUCUAAAGCUCGGGGUAUAGGGAAUGGAGGUGAUAAUCAGGAAGAUGUUCAUCAUGUGAAAAGAACCCCAUCCUCCCCACAAGGUGCUCCCAAAAAAAGAUCUGCCUUUGUUGACCUUACGAAUACCAAAAAAGUCCAGAAUGACGGCUGUGUCAAGAACGGCAAAGCGGUCAAGAAGACACCGACAAGCAAAGUGGUUAUAAAAGCGAACAACAACCUGAAAGUAUCUAAACAACCGUCAUCUGAGGAGCAGUGCAAAAAAUCUGAGGAGCAGCUGGAGCAGCUGGAGCAGCUGGAGCAGUCGAUAUCAACAGACACUGGUGCGUCUCUUCCUAAGGAGCAGCCUGAAGUCCAAGAACAAAAGAUACCAGAAGAGUUUGAUGUUGAUAAGGAGCAAGUUGGAGACUGUUUGAUGAGUCCGGAGUAUGCUAAAGAUAUUUUUGACUACCUCAGAAAUAGAGAGGAGAAAUUUGUCUUGACUGAUUACAUGCACACUCAGCCGGACCUGAACGGAAGUAUGAGAGGUAUACUGAUCGACUGGAUGGUGGAAGUCCAGGAAAAUUUCGAGCUGAAUCAUGAAACCCUGUACCUAGCGGUGAAGCUGGCGGACCACUACCUGUCUGUCACAGAGGUGAGGAGAGCGUCCCUGCAGCUCAUUGGCUCCACAGCUAUGCUCAUCGCCGCCAAGUUUGAAGAGCGCUGUCCUCCCGGCGUUGAUGACUUCCUGUACAUUUGUGAUGACGCCUACAAGAGACAAGAAUUCCUCGUUAUGGAAAGGAAAAUCCUCCAAGCACUUAACUUUGAUAUUAACAUCCCUGUGCCGUACAGAUUCCUCAGGCGUUACGCAAAGGUAGCUCAUGCUAGCAUGGAGACGCUAACUUUAGCACGCUAUGUGUGUGAACUGAGCCUGCUGGAGCUGGAGUUGGUACCGGAGAGAGCAUCGCGCUUGGCGUCCGCCUGCCUCCUGCUUGCCCUCAUCACCAACCACCUGGGAGGAUGGACGGCGGCGCUGCAGUACCACAGCGGCUACACACUGGGAGAACUGGGCCCGCUGGUGAGGAGCCUGUACGCCAUGCUGGCCAGUCCUGCAGACGAGAACCUCAGAGCUGUGGAGAACAAGUACUCUCACAAAGUCUUCUUUGAAGUUGCGAAACUUCCACUGGUGCACAUCGAGACGUUAGAAGAGACGCUAUCUGAACCUGGCUUUACUCUGGGUUAAAGGAAAUGUACAGAGAAUCGGAAAUCUGUUUGUUACACUGUAAAUAUUAUUUAUUACUUGUAUAUAUUUAAUUGUUGUAGUUUUGUACUAGCUUUAAAACUCCUCGGGGGAGACGUGACCACGCCUCUUUAUGCCUUUAUUACCACGGCCCUGAUUUUCAAUUUUACUGCCUUUAUCAUACGUUUAAGAUUACACAAUUUCCUCUGUAACAUAGAAGCAAACGGAUCAUUUUAAGGAAAAAAAAAAGCAUUACUAUUUUCCCCGUAAUGACAAAAUCUCAUUCAUUCUGUACACUGGAAAGCUGGAAUAUCUUUCAUCUCCAAUGUCUGUGAUGUAGCUAAUGCUGCUCGGUGUCUGGAAUAACCACUGAAACUCAGGAGAAAGCACUUCGGCAACGUCAGACACAUAAAACAUGUGAUGUCUUACAUGACAAGAGUGUUCAUAACAGCAGCAUUAUUAUUAUUAUUAUGAUGAUGAUGAUGAUGUCAGAUCCUGGAUUAUGAAGUUAAAAAGGAAAUAAACUUUAAACAUACAA